Molecule: messenger RNA, 273 nt
Organism: Aspergillus eucalypticola CBS 122712
Lineage: Eukaryota; Fungi; Ascomycota; Eurotiomycetes; Eurotiales; Aspergillaceae
Exons: 1
Coding region: 61-237 (58 amino acids)
Source: RefSeq, a predicted model, not a curated record
CCUGAAGGAAUUCAGCGUUGGUCCCUGAAAGGGUCUUUCUUCUGCCAUCCUGUGGGCGAUAUGCAGCCGGCUUUCGGCCGAUGGAUUCGAUUGUUCGGUGUUCAAUCCCCCGUUUUGACACUUUUCCAUGCAAGUCUUUCGGUGGCUGUCUGGUCCCUGUUCCUAUCUUACUUUUCUGUUCUAGGCAGCUUCGGGACCGGCUCGUGGGGGCCUCUGAAGCAGAGGCACCCGACCUAAAUCAAACCCGUAGACGGCGGGCCCUUACAUUUUAAG